CGUCUUUAGGUUAUGAAUUUUUUAUUGGCAUGCUUCGGGGGUAAAUAAUCCCCACACACUCGUGAGGAGCCUAUUUUCCAACUUACAUUACAAAAUAUAAAUUAUAACACAAUGGCAUCACGUUUAAUUUGUAAAGCCCAACUUUUGAAGGGAUCACCUGUCCGUCAAGUUGCUCGUUCUUACGCUACUGAAUCAAAUCAAGCUACUCACCAUUUUGCCGAAGAAUCUUUCGGUAACAAUUUCUGGAGAAACUCUGUCAUUGCUGUUGUUGCCACCGCUGCAUGGUUCAGAGUUGAUCAACACCUUGUUGGCGCUUCCGACGAAAAGCAUCCCAUCACCAAGUGGUUCGAAUACCACAUGACUACCAGUGAACAAAACGAUCAAAUUAACCAUGCCAACUUGGCCGGUGCCACUGCUGCCGCUGAAUACAAAUUAUUUGCUCAAGAUGCUCAACGUGCUCCCAUUCACCGUAUGAGAAACCCUGAAUCUUUCGAAAACGCUAGUCCUCGUGGACUUGUUACUGGUAACCAAGUUGAUUUAACUGACCUCAAGAUUAGAUCUGACUAGAUUCAACGCACACACACACACACACACGUACACAAAAAAUGCUAUAAAAGUUACAUGAAAUAAAAAUAAAUUGUCCAAAAAAAAAACGAAUUAGACAUAUGCGCAUUGACGAGUAUUUGCUAUCCCAGUCACCACACACGCACACAGAGAGGAAACACGCUUGGGGGAAAAGAAAAAGUGUCGCCAUGACACCAAUGCCACUUUUUAUUUAUGAACAGUCCGGUCCGGACAAUCUCCAAUCAUGUCGUCAUUCAGUUGAGUUUUU
Mucor mucedo is the source of this 832-nucleotide messenger RNA. RefSeq lists its product as uncharacterized. The transcript has 5 exons. The record is from RefSeq and is a predicted model, not a curated record. Lineage: Eukaryota; Fungi; Mucoromycota; Mucoromycetes; Mucorales; Mucoraceae. Gene Ontology annotation, cellular component: mitochondrion. Bases 112 to 567 code for a protein of 151 amino acids.